AUGCAUCUUGAUAGCAAUUCCAUUUUGCUUUUGGGCUUUAUUAAUAGUUUAUAUUUUUCUUGCUCAGCAUCUGACUUCAGCUUGGAUGGAGAUUUCUUAUUGGGUGGUCUUUUUCCCUUACAUGAAAUUGACCAGGUGACCCCCGUUUUUACCCCAGAGACUACUAAAUGCUUCAGGUACACUGCCUCACCAUCUGGCUUUCAGAUGUUGCAAGUGAUGAGGUUUGCCAUUGAAGAGAUUAAUAACUCCAGCACUCUUUUGCCCAAUGUUUCCCUGGGCUAUGAAUUGUUUGACCAUUGUUCAAAUACUAAGAAUUUCGGUUCACUUUUAAGUUUCAUCUCAAAUAAUGGAUCAAUUAAACCUAAAGUAAAACGCAUCAACUAUCAAUCUGACGUGAUCGCUUUAACAGGGCCAUAUGGAAGCACACGGACUAUUUCAAUUGCACCACUGAUCACAAUGGACCUUGUGCCAUUGGUGAAUUACGGAGCUUCAAGCUCUGUGUUAAGCAAUAAACUUCAGUAUCCCUCUUUUGUAAGAACAGUGCCCAGCAACAAAGACAUGAUAAAUAUGAUUAUCCACAUGAUACGUUGGUUUGGAUGGAACUGGGUUGCCUUUCUUGGUAGCAAAGAUGCUUACAGUACAGAUGGACUGAAUCUGUUUAACACCUACAUAAACAACACUGGUAUUUGUGUGGCCUAUCAAGAGGGUCUAAACCUUGAUGCAAACUACAGUCAGACACUUAAAAAGAUUGAUAUGCUUAACAUCAAUGUCAUUGUGGUGUUUGCUGUGCCACAAUAUGCAGUCAACAUUAUCAAUACGGCCAUAGCGGACAACAUCCGAGACAAAGUAUGGAUUGCGAGUGAAACAUGGUCAAUGAAUCAACAACUUCCAAGGGAGCCAGGAAUUGAGAAAAUCGGUACAGUCAUUGGAAUUACAGACCGAUUGUUGACAUUACCUGGAUUUAAUGAAUUCAUCUAUAAAGAUAUGGGGACGGCUAAUGUUAAUGCGAGUAAAUUCCAGACAAAUACAUGUAAUCAAAAUUGUGAUUACUGCCCAUCGUUGACCGCAGAAGAUAUUAUUAAUGAGAAUCCCUCAUUCUCCUUCGCUAUCUAUGCUGCCAUAUAUACCAUAGCUCAUGCGUUACAUAAAGUUUUGCAAUGCGACACAAAAGGCUGUCCAAAAAACACACCAUUUGAGCCAUAUAUGCUUCUGGGAGAAAUGAAAAAGUUGGAUUUUCCGCUUAAUGGUCGACAAGUGAAAUAUGACAAAAAUUAUGAUCCAACCAUCAGUUAUGCUGUUGUACUCUGGCACACAGAUGAGAAUUCCCCACAGUUUGAGAUGGUGGGCACGUAUGAUACAUAUCCAAAAACAGAUUUUACCAUUGACAACAUGCGCUUUCCUUGGCGCAAUAAUGGAUUGGUCCCUUUCUCAAACUGCUCUGUUGAGUGUAAACCAGGAUUUGCAAGGCAACCUGAAGGUUUUCAUAGUUGCUGUUUUACGUGUAAAAAAUGCCCACGUAACAGCUAUGUGGAUUAUUCCAAAGAUCCCUAUACCUGCUUUUCAUGUGCAGUGAGUGAUUGGUCUGAUGAGGGCAGUACAGCAUGCAAGACACGAGCUGUUGUCUACCUUGAGUUUACAGAAAUCACCUCAAUUGCUGUCAUGAUUUCUGUCUCGUUCCUUAUUAUUCUCCUUAUUGGCAUAUUUGGCCUUUUUGCCUACAAUUUCAACACACCUGUGGUGAGGUCUGCUGGCGGAGGCAUGUGUCUCCUUAUGUUGCUCUGCCUGACUAUAUCUAGCAUAAGUGUGUUCUUUUUUUUUGGAAAACCAACAUCUGUACAUUGCUUCGUGAGAAAUGCCAUAUUUGCUUUUUUCUUUACUAUCUGUCUUUCAUGUUUGACUGUCCGUUCUUUUCAGAUUAUUUGUGUUUUUAAAAUGGCUGCUCAGUUCCCUAAAUUGCACGGCCUAUGGGUUAAACAUAAUGGCCAAUGGCUAUUUAUUGCAUUUUCUUCAUUUAUUCACUUAAUUUCUUGUGUGAUAUGGACAACUGUCUCUCCUGAUAUACCCAUCGCUGACUCUUGGACUUUUAAAGACCAAACUCUUCUCAUGUGUGAAAUGGUAAAUACUAUAACUUUUACGAUAGUUUUGUUUAUAAGCUGGUUUCUCGGUUUCCUGUGUCUUGUGUUUUCGUACAUGGGAAGAGACCUGCCAAAAAAUUACAAUGAGGCCAAAUCAAUUACCUUCAGUCUCAUUCUGUACUACCUGAGCUGGAUUGUGUACUUCACCGCAUACCUCUCAGUCAAAAGUAAAUACAUUAUGCUUUUGAAUGCAAUGGCCCAGAUAUCUAGCAUAUAUGGAAUUCUCUUCAGCUAUUUCAUUCCAAAAUCUUACAUAAUGAUAUUUCAGCCACAGAAGAACACUGCUGCAUACUUUCAGACAUCUAUUCAAAAUUACACUCAAACUAUUAGUAGGUCUUAA
Messenger RNA from Danio aesculapii, 2475 nucleotides. RefSeq names its product taste receptor type 1 member 1. The record is from RefSeq and is a predicted model, not a curated record. Gene Ontology annotation, molecular function: G protein-coupled receptor activity. The transcript has 7 exons. Gene Ontology annotation, biological process: G protein-coupled receptor signaling pathway. Gene Ontology annotation, cellular component: membrane. Bases 1 to 2475 code for a protein of 824 amino acids. Lineage: Eukaryota; Metazoa; Chordata; Actinopteri; Cypriniformes; Danionidae.